This is a messenger RNA of Fonsecaea nubica, 465 nucleotides long. RefSeq lists its product as hypothetical. The record is from RefSeq and is a predicted model, not a curated record. Gene Ontology annotation, biological process: regulation of DNA-templated transcription; methylation. The coding region runs from base 1 to 465 and encodes 154 amino acids. Lineage: Eukaryota; Fungi; Ascomycota; Eurotiomycetes; Chaetothyriales; Herpotrichiellaceae. The transcript is spliced from 2 exons. Gene Ontology annotation, molecular function: methyltransferase activity; DNA-binding transcription factor activity; nucleic acid binding.
AUGGAAUUCCUUCAGCCAGCUCAUGACUAUUCCAUGUGUUUUGGAGACCCACCAUACGGCGACCCGACAGGGCAUUCAAACAGCGUGUCGUGCUUGAGUCAACCUGAUCUAAAUCACGACGCCUUUUUGAUGAGAAGCACUGUACCGGAUGAUGGAAGUGGUACACCGGGCACCCCAGAGUAUUUGAAUGCGUCUUUCGAGCCCAUUGGGACCAUUGCUACUCGGAACGAGAGACGUAAGGCGCAAAAUCGAGCUGCUCAACGAGCCUUUCGGGUUCGCCAGCAGCAAGCCUUAGCAGAAGCCCAGGCGAAAUUGCGCACCUUGCAGGAAGAGCUGGAAGGGGCUACUGGAAGAAAAGACCAUUUCGAGCGACUAUACAAAAGUCUCAGUCGCGAGCACGAGCGACUUCUGCGAACUUUUCAAGAGUUACUGGCAUCGGUACAGUCAAACUCCCUGGGUGAUUGA